AUGGAAUUUUCGAAAUGCCCACAGGCUGUCGCCUACUUGCUGUGGCCGUUGGCUUAUGGUCUUCCGACCGGAUUGAAACAUGACAAAUUACUAGUACAUACCAACAUUUUCGCUGUAAAGAGAAUAUCCUGGCCAAACACCACUGGCGUCUCCUUCUGGGGUGGCAUCCCGUACGUCGAACCUCCCAUUGGCGAUCUUCGAUUCCGGCCACCAGUAACCAAGCGCUCCUCGAACGAAACAAUCGAUGCGUCUUGGUUUGGACGAUCAUCUAUCCAAUAUAGCAACGGCCCAAAACCGGUCUACUCGGAGUAUCUCACGGGCUUUCUUCUUACCCCUGGUCAAGAGCAGAGCGAGGAUUGCCUGACCUUGAGUAUCUGGGCCCCGACUACAAGUAACAGCGAUGAACCACUGCCAGUUAUGAUUUGGAUUCACGGUGGCGGAUUCACAUCUGGUGGAAGUGCGAGCCCUUACAAGUACGGAGAUCGACUUGCGAAGGACCAGAACGUCAUCGUAGUCGCCAUGAACUACCGUCUCAACAUCUUCGGUUACCCAAAUGCUGUUGCGCUAGAUGGAAGGGACGUGAACACCUGA
Messenger RNA from Ascochyta rabiei, 591 nucleotides. RefSeq names its product Glutamate-1-semialdehyde 2,1-aminomutase. The transcript has a single exon. The coding region runs from base 1 to 591 and encodes 196 amino acids. The record is from RefSeq and is a predicted model, not a curated record. NCBI's taxonomy places the organism in Eukaryota, Fungi, Ascomycota, Dothideomycetes, Pleosporales, Didymellaceae.